GGAAGCAGGCUUCAGGCAUCAUGUCGAUAGAAGAUCCAUUUUUCGUUGUGAAGGGGGAGGUGCAGAAGGCCCUCUCUCGUGCUCGGGGCCUGUUUGAUAGAUGGGAGGAACUGUUGCAGGAUGGGACACAGGUGAGUCGAGAUGAGCUGGACUGGAGUGCCAAUGAACUGAGGAAUUGUCUGAGGGCCAUAGACUGGGACUUGGAGGACCUCAGCGAAACCAUCAGCAUUGUGGAGUCAAACCCAGGGAAGUUUCGACUGGGCGACAAUGAGCUUCAGGAGAGGAGAGACUUUGUGGAACGAACCAGGAAAUCUGUUCAGGACAUGAAGGAUCAGUUGUCCAGCCCUUCUGCUGUGGCUCAGGCAGAGAAGAAGAACAGACAGGCUCUGCUGGCUUCAACAGGCCAGGACAGGUCAACAGGACUGGAGGCUCAUCUGGUGUCUGCAAACUCCAGAUACAUCCAGGAGCAACAGGAACAACAGCAGCUGAUCAUGCAGGAGCAGGAUGAGCAGCUGGAGCUGGUGACCGGCAGCAUCAGAGUCCUCAAAGACAUGUCUGGACGGAUCGGAGACGAGCUCGAUGAGCAGGCUGUUAUGUUGGGGGAUUUUGGAGACGAGAUGGAUCAGACGUCGUCCCGCAUGGACUCCGUCCUGAAGAAGCUGGAGAAAGUGUCUCACAUGACCAGCAGUCGGAGACAGUGGUGUGCCAUCGGGGUGCUGGUCGCCAUCAUGAUCGUGGUUCUCAUCCUCUUCUUUGCCCUCUGAUCUUAGUGACUUCUGACCUUUUAACUAUGUUCACCGACUCCUCCCUGUCAGGACGGACAGAUGGACAGAUCCAGACGGACGAGAGGCGUCUCUCCUCCUCUCCCUUCCAUCGCUUUCUUCCUUCACACUGAGGAGAGACUGGUGACCUGCAGAGAAAAGCUGGGAUGUAAUGCUCCACUCUGCUUUUAAUGAUUCUGGUGGGAGAAAAACAAAAAACAACAAAAAAACAACUGGCAUGUGUCAGCAGCAGAGCUCAGCAGGGGGGAAACCCUGCAGGUAUUUCAUAUCGGUGCAAUUUGGCUAUUAUUAGAAAUAAUGGUACUGGAUGGGGAGGACCGGACCGGAGGCUGCUGCUGUUGGGUUAAAAACCACAAAUUUGCAAGUUUAACAGAUCCACAUGCUUUCGAGAUAUUUUCAUAUAGAACAUUGAGGCUUGCAAUUUCUCAAAGUGCUCAAUGGCAGUAAAAAAAAUUUGUUGAUAAAUCAGCUUCAUCUGGUCGAGAGAAACAGACGAAACAUCUCAGAACAGCUAAUGUGACAUAUUAGUAUCAGCAGGCUUGUGAAGUGUGAUUCUUGGCAGGUUUACGGAGUGAAAAGUACUCUUCAGACUGGAUUUAUUAACUGUUCAAUCAAAAAAAAAAAAAAGUAGUUAUUUGUGUUUUUUUGCCAACAGGAGUAGCGUGGGAGGGAGGAGAUUGGGACGGAGAGGGGUUUUUCAGUGUUGCCUUAAAUAUAUUUUUAUACCAUUUUGAAAUGUGCAGUAUGUUCAUGUGCCUACAUGUGAGUCAGAGCGGGAAAUGAACUCCCAACGAGCAGCCAUCGCUUAAAUCCGGAACGAGGCAGCUUUCGGUUUGCCAAAGUCUGCAGGUUUUUCUCCUCCAGUCCAACACCACAGCAGCUGAUUUCACGGAACACAUUUCAGCUAAAGAGGAGCAGUUAGUCACUACUGAAAACAGCUGCUGCGGUGCGCGCCAUCAAAACAAAAACAUGCAGACUCAGGCACGGCACGAGGGGAGCCCAUCCCUGCCAUAGAUGCUCAUCUGCCAGCCGCUUCGUGAGAAGUGUCGGGAUUGCGCGCCGCUCCGGCCGGCAGACAGAAACGGUUCAUUUCCUGCCCUGAUUGUGAUCCGUCUCAGCGAGGUGAAGUCAGGUCUGCAGCCGGCCGCCUUCGCACCCCUGCAGACGUUCAAGCACACGAUUGGCCGAGGCUUUGUUCUUCUCGCUGGGUGAUGAGAGACAACCUUGGCUCAGAGCGAAUGGCUUUGCCUCUUUUAUUGAAAAGCUUUAGCUAAUGAGAGGAGGAAUAGUUGCUGGGCAGGAUGGCUCCUCGCGCAGCCCAGAUUUAGGCUGACAGCCCCCUCUGCUGGAGGCUGGGGGUCAUGUUUUUUUCUUUGUGUCAUGUCAGGCGACACCACUCACGCUCCCGUGUUGCAGCGCUGUAUAAAUACCAACUAUGAUGCUUUAAUUGGAUUGUUCUGUGUAAAUGGACAUUAUUCUUGUAAAGGCUUUAUGCAGACUCAAUCUUGUUUUUAACCCCGUGUGAUCCAAAUAUCUUUGAAUUGAAGCUGUUGUUGGUUACAGAGAAAAUUCCAAACUUAAAAGACAUUUUUUUUUCUUUUUUUUUACCAAAGGGGUCAGAGGUCAGAUGCCUUUUGCUUGAUGCAGGUCGGGUUAAUGAUGGCGGCACCCUCACUGCCAGAGCUUUUAAAAUUUUAUUCCUGUCAGUAGGUAAUGUGUGCUUUUAAUGUGCUUUUACAUAUUCAAGCCCUCAUUCCUUAAAUGCUUCAGAGGGGAAAAAUUAACUAAAAACUUGGCAAAUGGCUCCAAGCGUAAAUGAAGCACUCAUGUGGUUUCCACUCCAGUUAUGCGUCACUGUUAGACCUCUGCAAGCAGAACAGAUCUCUAUGAAGGUAAAGACAUCAGGGAAACACAGAAGGGUUUUCCAACGAGAACUUACAUUCGCUGUCUCGGUUAAACCCAAUAAGAGAUUUUACAAUAUUAUCCAGUAACAUCACAUCUGUAUGUUACUGAUGAGCUCAGUUUUGUUUGUUACCAGAUCUGGGCGAUAAAAAUGCUCGCAGUGUUUUGCAGAAUCGAUGGCAUUCAGGCAAUGAGAAUUGUGACAGAACUGAAAAUUGAUUUUGCAGUAUUAUAACCGUUAAGGCAGCCACUGUGGAGGUCCUUGUCAACAAAUCUGUUCUGAGCAAAUUAAAGCAAGAAUUUGAAGCUCUUUCAGUUCUUGUGUAACAGCUACAAACAGCAGGUUAACAUGCGGUUAGUGAGCUCUGCUACAUCUCGUGAAAAUUGACUUCAUUGCAGCAAGCAUCAAUAUUGAAGUUCUUAACUGGCUCGUGCAUUUAAAGCACACACACUGUUUACUUUUUAACACGUGCUGUAGUGGCUUCAGAUCUUGAGGGAAGAUGAAGCAAACAUUAUCAAAGGUGAACUGCAAAGGAAGCUACAUAACCCCCUCAGUUAAAAGUGCCAACAAUCAGAAUCGUGUGCAUUCUGCCACAGCUAGGAGGAACUUUUUGGGUUAUCUGAUAAAUGACACGCCUCUGACUGAAACAACGAAGACGUGUGUUUGGGAUCCGAAUGUACAAAGUUUCACACAACGCUAGCUGCUGUUGUGCCAUUAAAGCCAGAUGGCACCUUUCCACACCGUAUGUUGGUGCAUUUUUACUGCCUCUGGUAAAGAAAAAGGGCAACAACGGCGAUCAAAUGUCACCGUUUAUUUUACUGCUUUGCCACAUGGGAUUAUUUUAAAACUAUAUUUCAUUGCACAUACACUACAUGAAGGUUAGUUUGGCAGCUGUUGCUCGUAUUUGACAAAAAAACAACAUCUGCAUAAAGUGAAUCACACAUGAUUGUUUUGUUACUGGCAUCCAGAGAUUUCUCAGAUUGUUAGAUGUGGUUUCAUUAAACUUGUUUAACAUGAAGUGAA
Molecule: messenger RNA, 3708 nt
Organism: Stegastes partitus (bicolor damselfish)
Lineage: Eukaryota; Metazoa; Chordata; Actinopteri; Pomacentridae
Gene: stx10
Product: syntaxin 10
Exons: 9
Coding region: 21-764 (247 amino acids)
Biological process (GO): Golgi vesicle transport
Cellular component (GO): membrane
Source: RefSeq, a predicted model, not a curated record